AUGACGAUUGACUUGACAGUGCCCGUUUUCCUCUGGUUUCAAUACAAUUUCUUCGAACAUACGUGCAACUCUUUCAAAAUUUCUCGUGUAGAUGUAAAUACGCAAGGAAUCAACGCUCCACUUGCUGGCUUGGGAAUACUAAGGUUCUUCCUUCUACGCGCGGUGCCUCUCCUUGUCUUACGUCAGCAAGGCCCUUCACAAAGUUAUGGUCCGCUAACAUUGUUCCAUGUGCACCGAGCCUGGUUCGUGGCGGAAAACUCGCACGGCACGGCUGCAAAGUGCUGUCUCUGACGCAUGGAAAAUGUCUUAUGGCACGGAGAGGUGUCUAAAGCAAUCCCUGAGAAAUUUACACGCGUUUAGCUGAUGGCUGCUCCUGCCAAUAACCAAAGUCGAGGUACCCGAAAGAGACAAUCAGCCAUGCAUGCUUGGUCAUAA
Messenger RNA from Desarmillaria tabescens, 435 nucleotides. RefSeq lists its product as uncharacterized. The record is from RefSeq and is a predicted model, not a curated record. Lineage: Eukaryota; Fungi; Basidiomycota; Agaricomycetes; Agaricales; Physalacriaceae. The coding region runs from base 1 to 291 and encodes 96 amino acids. The transcript has 3 exons.